AUGAUUUUGGCAAUGUUUGCGGGCUCCGCAUUGCCGAUGUCUCCGGAGCCUACUCCGGCAUGGUCUCCAGCCAACCCACCGACUUCGACUCCACCACCGUCGUCAUCGACUCCUAGUGCUCCACCAGAGUAUUCGACAGCGCCAGCAAAGCCGCCGGCCAAUGUGCCGUCUCCGAAUGCCACUUCUCCUCUGCCAUCUCCGCCGCCUCCUCAUCCUACUUCUCCUUCUCCGUCCUCUACUCCGUUGUCGGACAGUCCUCCCGCGUUGAAUGCAUCCCCUCCCGAAGCGCCUGCCCCGGGCAACAACGCCGCCGUUUCCAACAGAUUCGCCGUCUCUGCGUCCCUUGUAGUCGUUCUCCUCACAGCCGUUUUCGCCAUGUAA
This is a messenger RNA of Juglans regia (Persian walnut), 381 nucleotides long. RefSeq names its product classical arabinogalactan protein 7-like. The record is from RefSeq and is a predicted model, not a curated record. NCBI's taxonomy places the organism in Eukaryota, Viridiplantae, Streptophyta, Magnoliopsida, Fagales, Juglandaceae. The transcript has a single exon. The coding region runs from base 1 to 381 and encodes 126 amino acids.